This is a messenger RNA of Clonostachys rhizophaga, 330 nucleotides long. NCBI's taxonomy places the organism in Eukaryota, Fungi, Ascomycota, Sordariomycetes, Hypocreales, Bionectriaceae. The record is from the annotation of a GenBank genome assembly.
AUGGUUUCCAACAAGGACAUGCGCCGCCCGGACCUGAUCAUUCCGUACCAGGCACCUAAGAAUUCAGCUGAUCAAGCCGAUGUCUCCUCUUCUCUCUCUUCGACGCUUCCCAUGGCCGCUAUGUUCAUGCGCCACAAGAUCAUCGGAUGGGCCUCGCUAGUUGUCUCCAUUCAGAACUGGCUCGGUGAGAGCGAGGCGCAGAAGCAGAACUCCCCCAUGCCCGGUUAUCUCUCCGUUGGCAUGUCUCUUCUGGCCCUCGGCACAUGCUAUAUGCCCCUGUUCCUUCCUCCCGGCGCUGGCGGCGUCGGUGCCAAGCCUGCUGCUGCUUAA